Ceraceosorus guamensis is the source of this 2630-nucleotide messenger RNA. Its product is annotated as seryl-tRNA synthetase. The record is from RefSeq and is a predicted model, not a curated record. The transcript is spliced from 3 exons. Gene Ontology annotation, molecular function: ATP binding; serine-tRNA ligase activity; tRNA binding. The coding region runs from base 164 to 2473 and encodes 769 amino acids. Lineage: Eukaryota; Fungi; Basidiomycota; Exobasidiomycetes; Ceraceosorales; Ceraceosoraceae. Gene Ontology annotation, biological process: mitochondrial seryl-tRNA aminoacylation. Gene Ontology annotation, cellular component: mitochondrion.
CCUCAUGACCCAAGACUCUUGACUCGCCUUCCUUUCAUCCACGAUUGAUGCUUGUGCUUGUGACAUCGUCAUCAUGCGAGUCGCAUCAUGAUCGCAUAGCUCACAUGUACGCAUUCUGCUCGUCCUCAACACUUGCCCUCCCUCAAUCCUUGCACACUUCGUCAUGUCCGUCUCUGCACGGAGCAGCGCCGUGCCCCGCUCCAUCCUCUCAGCAUGCCACGCUCGCCUGCUGCCAUCAUCUCCGCCACGCCGUCGCGAGCUUGAACAGCGCUGCGCUUGUCUCGCUAUCAGGACCGCUGCGACGACGGCACGGCAGCAUGCCCAAGCAGCUCCACAAAUCAAGUACAAGCAGCUACCACCAGCCCAACCCGCGUGGUCAUGGAAUGAUGACGACUUGCGAGAUGGUAUUCGCAAUGCUCGGCAGAGGAGAGCAGCAUUGAACACAGAGGAUCAAGAUCGCCUGGUGGAGCUCAAACAGCGACUUGUAGAUGUCAACCAGCGUCUGGCUGCUGCGAGGGAUGCGCAAAAGUCGUCGAGCCAGCGCACAAAAGCAGAUCAGGUGGACGGUCUGUCUGAUCAGAGCAGCACAGCGACGGCCACUCAGAAGGAAGCAAAGGCAGACUACCAGAGGCUGUUGAAAGAGCAAGAAGCUGUGACGGCAGAGGCGCGGAUGCUUCGGCUCAAGCUGCCCAAUCGGACCGCUGCUCACGUGCUGGAACAGUUGGGCGUUGCUGGAGAUGGAGAUCUGGACGUGGAGGUGUCACCAAAAGCAUUCAGAUAUGGCGGCGACAUUGCAAGCGUUCCCGGGCCGGACUUGCAUGGCGCAGGCAAAGCCAUGCCUGAAUACGAUCACGUCAACCUUUUGCACCAGCAUUCUCCUGGCUCUCUGCUGCACCCGUCCGCCUUGCCCCAGCAGGUCGCUGCUUCGGGCUUCCCGCAUCUCGGCUCUCAUCUCGCCAUCCUCUCUCACGCCAUCGAACGCCUCUCUCUCAGCAUUGCCAUUGCAGAAGGUGCCCGGCUGCGCGUCGUCCCAGACGUGAUCCCAACAGAGUUGCUAGAGCGCAGCGGCUUUGCGCCUCGGCAAGCCGAUGCCGCGCAGAUAUACACCCUAGCGGCCGCUGGCGAGGCGUUGCCGUUGGCCUUGGCUGCCACAGCGGAGCUGCCUUUGCUUGGUCUCCAUGCGGCCAGGCAGUACUCCACCAAGCAGCUGCCAAUCUUCGAAGUGGCUUCUGGACACGCUUUCCGAGCCGAAGCUGGCUCUCGAGGCAAAGCGACGAGGGGACUUUUUCGAGUGCAUCAGUUCUCAAAAGCCGAGCUGUUUGUCGUGUGCACGCCGGAUCACAGCGAAGCUUGGUUGGACAGGCUGCUAGCUGUUCAGCUACGCGUCCUAGAUGCACUACAAUUGACGUGGAGGGCGCUUCACAUGCCGCCACACGAGCUGGGUGCGAGCGCAUAUCAGAAGAUCGACGUCGAAGUAUACAUGCGAGGCAGAGGAGAUUGGGGCGAGGUUUGCUCCGCAUCCAAUUGCACCGACUAUCAGGCUCGCCGUCUGUCCAUCAAAUACAAAUCAGCUGCAGCCGAUGCUAGCUCUCCGGAGUAUGCUCAUACGCUCAACGCUACUGCAGCUGCCAUACCACGUCUACUCGUGGCCCUCGUCGAGCAGCAUGGCUUCCGAGAUGGCAAGAUGCUGCUUCCAAGCGCAUUGAAGGAGCAUUGGCUUGGCGACCAGGAUGAGGUGCACUGGCUUGCGGAUGCGGAGACGACAAGUGCCUCCGGAGUCGCCAAUCGCUCUGUGGACGCACCCCAGAGUGUCCCAGGAUCUGUUCGUACAUUCUCCACGAAGGUGCCCCAGAAAGGCACGGCUUCUCCGCCUCCCCCACCGCCAUCCUCGUCCUCGCCUUCGUCCCCUUCUUCGCCUUCGCAGCCGGCCAGCUCGAUCCUUGCUCGAAGCAUAGCUCGCGUCCGCGAGGCUGCAGCAAGAAGCGGGACAGACCCAGGCAGCAUGGUCAUCAGCUUUUUGAUCCUACACGAGCUUAGCGCAAUCAUACCUCUGUUGAUCAUCUUUUGGAUCCUCGCCUUCUUUGGGGCAGGAAAGACGGUCCUUGAUUGGCUCUUACCAGCCAACGCAGUGGAGGCGAGCGUUGUAGAAGACGCCGGCCCCGCUUCAAAUGGAAUACGAGACCGUCUUCGCGCUUGGGUCGAUGACGGGACACGCUGGGCAGAAAAAAUUGGGCGCAAGAAAGGCUGGUUCGGCUUUGAAAAGGGCAGCGAGGCAACAGGGGAAGGUGUGGAUGGUGCAAUCCUCGUUGGAGGAUUCGCAAAUGCCGUGGCAGCCUACGCGGUCGUCAAGGCGAUCGUCCCUCUACGUAUUGCGGCGUGUAUAUGGCUUGCCGGUCCCUUUGCAAGGCUGACCAUAGAGCCGCUCAAGCGACUUGGUAGGCAGUUGGGAACCAAAGCUGGCUCACGCAGAUGAAACGAUAUGCUUGAGCUGACGAGUCAAGAUUGUUGGUAAGAGGGACAAUGUUGGUCUUCCCACAAGCGGUUUGAGAGACGCGCAGUGAUGCAUUUGUAAUCCUUUGCCACUGGUCCGGCGAGCACUUCCUACCAAUUCAUACCUCCGUCAAGUGCCA